Paralichthys olivaceus (Japanese flounder) is the source of this 1320-nucleotide messenger RNA. The record is from RefSeq and is a predicted model, not a curated record. Lineage: Eukaryota; Metazoa; Chordata; Actinopteri; Pleuronectiformes; Paralichthyidae.
CUGACAGGAAGUCCGUCGCUAUUAAAGAGCCGUGAGUUUGAGGCGCGUUGCAGAGGGUUCCGCUUGUCAGACGUCGACAGACAAUGCGCUGCUGCCUGCUGUUGAUUGGUCCAUGGACAGGCCAGCUCUGUAGCAGCUGCCGUCAUCCGGUCAGACGUGGUGUGGAUGCUGAGUUCGAUCCCUCACUCUCCUGCUCCCUUUGGAUCCUCCAGAUGGAUGCCGAGGAUCCGCGGCUGAGAUGAGAUAAGCCCUCUCCUCAUCUUAUCUCCGCCGAGCUGCUGCAGCGCCGCAGGAGGAAAAAGACGUGGGCACGUUGUGACCCGUGAAAACACUGGAGUACACUGGAUAUUUGUGAGUGAGUGAGUGAGUGUGUGUGUGUGCGUGCGUGCAUCUUCUACUUUGGGCAGUGAGCCGUGUCACCGUGAGCUGCGGAAGCUGUGCCUGUUAUAGACGAUGGUCCCCGCGCUCCUCUCCAGAGGUGAUGUGAGCUGAACCCGCCGGGCUGUGUGGGGGGGAGAGCCGCAGAGGAGCUGUCCGUCUCUUGAGGUGCUGAUGCGGCUGUGACCAGCGAGCAUGGCUGCCGGGAAGUUGCUGCUCUACGCCGGGCUCUCGCUCUCUCUGUGCGCCCUGGGCAUGCUGGCCGUGGCGAUGUGCUCCGACCACUGGUACGAGACCGACGCCAGGAGGUACAAGGAGCGGUGCCGAAGCUUCUCCAGCCGCCGCAAGGACCCGGGCUUCAUCUACAUCCCCAACAUCAGCCUGCCGCUGCGGGCCAGCCGGAGCAGCGCGCCCCGCUGGGAGGAGAAGCUGCUGCUGGCCCGGAACCGGCGGCAACUGUUUGCCAUGAGCGCCGCGGACGAGUGCAACCGGCAGUACAACUCCACCAACAUGGGGCUGUGGAGGAAAUGCCACCGGCUCGGCUUCGACCAGGAAAUCGAAGAUCUCAUCCGGAAAGGUUCCAUUGCAAGGUGCUCCUACAUCAAAUAUCACUACUCCUCAGCUACGAUACCCAAAAAUCUCUCAAACAACAUCACCAAGACAAUAAGGCAGGACGAGUGGCACGCCCUCCGAACUUUCUGCAUCAUUUCCCUCUGUACCUGUGUCGCUGGCAUCAACUUUGAGCUUUCCCGUUACCCACGGCAUCUGUUCGGCCUGCCUGAUGACAUUGGCCAUGGCUAUGGAUGGUCCAUGUUCUGCGCUUGGGGAGGCCUCGGCCUCACCCUCAUCGCCGGCUUCUUCUGCACCCUGGCUCCCUCUGUCCAGCCGAUACCCAGAUCCACCUGCCCCAAGUCCCGACAGGAGAACGGCACCGUCUGCUAA